AUGCGACUCUUCAGCCUUGUUUGGCUGUCAAUCGUCACACUGGCGGCCCGAAGCCAGUCCCAGGAGGCCAACAGGACUUUCAACAACCCGAUCCUCCCGGGUUGGAACUCUGAUCCCAGCUGCACGUUUGUCAAAGAGUUGGACAACACGUUCUUCUGUACCGUGUCCUCGUUUUUGGCCUUCCCGGGUGUUCCUAUCUACGCCAGUAAAGACCUAGUCAAUUGGAAGCUUGCGAGUAACGCGUUGACACGACCCGGGCAGGUGCCGGAGCUCUACCGGAACUCGGGACAGAAUGAGGGCAUCUGGGCGUCCACGAUCAGGUUCCGCGACGGAAUUUUCUACCUCAUCACGUCGUAUGUCUCUUGGUACGAAGGUUGGGGUCCCAAGAUCCUACUCUUCACCACCGCCGAUCCGUAUGAUGAUGCCUCGUGGACCGGACCACUUCGUAUCGAGAACCCGGCAAACGAUAUCGACCCGGACAUCUUCUGGGACAAUAACAAGGUGUACAUGUCCGUGGCUGCCGGCAUCUACAUCAGCGAAAUUGACCUUUCGACUGGCGCGGCACAUGAGCCCGUAAAGGUUUGGAAUGGUACAGGAGAUCGCAACCCCGAAGGACCACAUUUGUACCGGAAGGAUGACUACUACUAUCUGUUGAUUGGAGAGGGUGGAACGGAGACCAACCACUCUGUUACGAUUGCUCGAGCCAAAGAGAUAGCGGGACCGUAUGAAGGAGCACCGCAUAACCCAAUUCUCACGGCCAAAAAUACCGACUCGUAUUUCCAGACGGUGGGACACGCCGACCUCUUCCAAGACGCCUCAGGGAAUUGGUGGGGUGUCGCAUUGGCGACCAGGUCGGGUCCCGCGUGGGAAAUCUAUCCCAUGGGCCGUGAGACCGUUCUAUUUGCCGUCAAGUGGGAAGACGGAGAUUGGCCGGUGCUUGAUGAAGUACGCGGCGUGAUGGAUGGACCUUUGCCUUCGACAAACAGAGAUAUCCCCGGAGAUGGCCAUUGGGUAGACGAGCCAGACGUUGUUGACUUUGCGCCGGGCUCGGAGAUCCCUAGACACUUUCUCUUUUGGCGACCACCGAAGACAGAUCUGUUCAGAAUCUCACCGGAGGACCAUCCCAACACGCUGCAGAUAUCUCCCUCGCCAGUCAACCUUUCAGCAACACCAGACUUCAGCCCAGAACAGGAUGGUCUUGGAUUCGUCGCCCGUAAGCAGAGUGCCACGCUGUUUAACUACACCGUCGAUGUAUUAUUCCAGCCAAUAGUCGAAAACGAGGAGGCUGGCAUUUCGGUCUUUUUAACACAGUUCCAGCAUAUCGAUCUAGGCAUCGUCACCUUGCCAGCUUGUUUCAACCAGUCGCUAGUUCCACGGUUCCGACUACAAGUCGAAGCAUCAGGAAAGCCCAACAUGACUAUCCCCGAAACAGUCCUCAUACCAGUGCCAAAAGCCUGGAGUGACUCCAAGUAUGUGUUCGGCGCAGCUCCGGCAUCUCGCCCAGAAGAGUAUAUCGAGAUUGGAUCAGCGAGCGCGUUGAUUGUCUCUGGAGGCAGUGGCCCGUUCACUGGUAAGCUCCCUCAGCAGUCCGCUGUCUUUGAAUGUCCUCUGAUGAUUGACACGGCAAUCCUGUAG
Molecule: messenger RNA, 1635 nt
Organism: Colletotrichum godetiae
Lineage: Eukaryota; Fungi; Ascomycota; Sordariomycetes; Glomerellales; Glomerellaceae
Product: glycosyl hydrolase
Exons: 2
Coding region: 1-1635 (544 amino acids)
Biological process (GO): carbohydrate metabolic process
Molecular function (GO): hydrolase activity, hydrolyzing O-glycosyl compounds
Source: RefSeq, a predicted model, not a curated record